GCCCGCGUGUGAAUAUUCAUCCUCAUCCAGCAACAAGAAAAAGACACUCUACAUUCAUUGCAAUCACUCUCACUAUCACUCUCUGUCUCCCAUUUUCAUCUUCAUCCCCUUUCCCCAUUUCUCCAUAUUCUACUACAAUCCUCACUCACUCUCUUCAACUUCCUUCGCAAUUUCAAUGGCCGCCGCCACUACUCCCUUGAACUUCCACUUCCCCUCACCAUCACCCUCAUCUCACACUUCCUCUACACACUCUGCACUUUCUCUCCCUCCCUUCUCCCUAACCUCAACAUUCUGGGGGUUCAAACUCAAGCAUGCUGCAACUUCUACUGUUUCUGCUGCUGACAAUUCCACAAACACCUUCCGUGCAGUUCGCAAUUCAUGGGACGGUCCACUCUCCUCCGUCAAACUCAUCAUCCAGGGCAAGAAUCUCGACCUCACCGACGCUGUCAAGCAGCACGUGGAGGACAAGGUGGGGAAAGCCGUUCAGAAGCACAGCCACAUAGUCAGAGAGAUUGAUGUCAGGCUUUCUACUCGAGGUGGAGGAGAGUUUGGGCGAGGACCCAGAACUAGUAGAUGUGAGGUGACUUUGUUUACCAAGAGGCAUGGCGUCGUGCGGGCUGAGGAGGAUUCUGAAACUACCUAUGCAAGUAUAGAUUUGGUGUCGUCCAUCAUUCAGAGAAAGCUGAGGAAGAUCAAGGAAAAAGUGUCUGAUCACGGUCGCCACAUGAAAGGGUUCAAUAGGGCGAAGGUUAGGGAGCCGGUAGAAGUGGAAGUGCCCUUGGAGGAGGAUGAUGAUAUAUCCCCACUGGAAGAGGAGGGAGAAGCAACUUUGGUCGAGGUUGUUCGGACAAAGUACUUUGACAUGCCACCAUUAACUGUGUCUGAAGCAAUUGAGCAGCUUGUAAAUGUUGAUCAUGCCUUUUAUGCUUUCCGAAAUGAAGAAACUGGGGAGAUUAAUAUUGUAUACAAAAGAAAAGAAGGAGGUUAUGGACUCAUUAUACCCAAAGGAAAUGGACAAGCAGAGAAAUUGGAGCCUUUAAUGGUUGAACCCGCUAGAGAAGCCUCUCUAAAAGAAUGAAGGGACUCGUCGAAAACUCUUUUUUUUUGUAAGAACAUAAGAGCUUGUACAUGUUUAGCGGUUACUAAUGGUAGUUUCUUUGGAAUCUGAAAUGCAUUGGCAAUUACAGUGGAGGCUCUGGCAUUUCAAAUGCUAACCAAGUUCUGAAGUAUGAUGAUUGUAAAGUGAAAAAGAUACACUCAUACACCACUUUUUGUGCUGCGCAUAAUGUCAAGAAUGCACCUCUAUCUAACAAUGCCAUCUGCUUUGUUUCAUCA
Lotus japonicus is the source of this 1335-nucleotide messenger RNA. Its product is annotated as ribosome-binding factor PSRP1, chloroplastic. Gene Ontology annotation, biological process: negative regulation of translational elongation; primary metabolic process. The coding region runs from base 176 to 1078 and encodes 300 amino acids. Gene Ontology annotation, molecular function: ribosomal small subunit binding. Gene Ontology annotation, cellular component: cytosolic small ribosomal subunit. The transcript is spliced from 4 exons. The record is from RefSeq and is a predicted model, not a curated record. Lineage: Eukaryota; Viridiplantae; Streptophyta; Magnoliopsida; Fabales; Fabaceae.